Molecule: messenger RNA, 1347 nt
Organism: Lasiodiplodia theobromae
Lineage: Eukaryota; Fungi; Ascomycota; Dothideomycetes; Botryosphaeriales; Botryosphaeriaceae
Product: Phenylalanyl-tRNA synthetase protein
Exons: 3
Coding region: 1-1347 (448 amino acids)
Biological process (GO): phenylalanyl-tRNA aminoacylation
Cellular component (GO): mitochondrion; cytoplasm
Molecular function (GO): phenylalanine-tRNA ligase activity; tRNA binding; ATP binding
Source: RefSeq, a predicted model, not a curated record
AUGGUCGUCAUCUGCCGCAGGGCAGGCCUCAAAAGCCAUAACGAUCAUCCCAUUUCCAUCACUCGCCAGCUUAUCGAGUCGCGCUUCCCUGGCUACCAGUACCACAAUGACCUCUUCCCCGUUGUGAGCGUACACCAGAACUUUGACUCCCUUGGCUUUCCCGCCGACCACCCUGGCCGCAACCGCAGUGAUACCUAUUACAUCAACAAAGAAACCGUCCUGCGCACCCACACGUCGGCACACCAAGCCGACACCUUCCGCGCUAACACCUCUCCUGGUUAUCUCAUCUCUGCCGACGUGUACCGCCGCGAUGCUGUUGAUCGGAGCCAUUACCCCGUGUUCCACCAGAUGGAGGGUGCCAUGACCUGGGACAAGAACCAACUCGACGGGUACGCUUCUCUCGCUGACCGCAUCUGGGCAGACGUUGAGAAGCUCCCCAAGCACGACAUCAAGGUCGAAGAUCCCAACCCUACUACUCACCCAGAGCGUAACCCUCUCCAACCCGGACAUGACGCCGCUGCCGUCGACGCCGUCGCCACGCAUCUGAAGCGUAGCCUCGAGAAUGUCGUCGUUGAAAUCUUCGCUCAGGCCCGUAAAGCUGCCGCUGCGGCAGCCUCGUCCCCCACCGUCGCUGCUGAACUCUCUGCUGAAGCCGAAGAGCCCCUCCGCGUGCGUUGGGUGGAAGCAUACUUCCCUUUCACCUCUCCGUCCUGGGAGCUCGAGGUCUUCUGGCAAGGUGAUUGGCUUGAGGUCCUCGGAUGCGGCGUGGUUCAGCAAGCCAUCCUCAACAACGCUGGCGUGCCGGAUCGCAUCGGCUGGGCUUUUGGUAUUGGCAUCGAGCGUAUCGCCAUGCUGCUCUACUCUAUUCCAGACAUUCGUCUAUUCUGGAGCAAGGACCCUCGCUUCCUCAACCAGUUCAAGCGCCCCUCUGAAGGUGCGAUCGACAGCGCGACUGGCCUGAGGGACUGGGGCAUCAGCCGUUUCCAGCCCUUCUCGAAGUACCCGGCCACGCCUAGAGACGUGGCGUUUUGGCUGCCUGGCAAGGUGACGCCGAAGAAAGAAUCGGCGCCCAGCUCUGCGGGAGGCCUUACCACGCCGCAGCAGGAUGAAGCGCCAGCGAUGCACGAGAACGAUGUGAUGGAGGUCGUGCGCGAGAUUGCGGGCGAUGUGGUCGAGGACGUGAGGCUAAUCGACGAGUUCGUACACCCAAAGAAGAUGCGCAAGAGCUGGUGCUACCGCAUCGUCUACAGGAGCUUGGAACGCACGCUUACGGGCGAGGAGGCGAACCAGUUGCAUGAGCAGGUGAGACGUCGGCUGGUAGAGAAGUUCGAUGUGGAGCUGAGGUAA